Lactuca virosa is the source of this 1136-nucleotide messenger RNA. The record is from the annotation of a GenBank genome assembly. Lineage: Eukaryota; Viridiplantae; Streptophyta; Magnoliopsida; Asterales; Asteraceae.
UACAAAAGUUGCUCUCUUGAACUUCGAUUAUGGUAUAAAAAGAGCUCCUCACAGCACCAUCUUCACUUUUUAUCUGCUGAUUUGAGGGCCUGAUUUACAUUAAUGGAUCAGAAAAUCAAUGUUUUCGUCUGGGAUAUGGACGAGACUCUCGUCUUACUAAAAUCCCUCAUCACUGGCACAUAUGCAAAGGCUUUCAAUGGCUCUAAAGACGUUCAAAAGGGUAUAGAAAUCGGCAAAACUUGGGAAAAUCAAAUCCUUCGGAUUUGCGAUGAUUACUUCUUCUAUGAACAAAUUGAAGGCUGCAAUAAGCCUUAUGUUGAUGUAAUGAGGGAGUAUGAUGAUGAAUUAGAUCUCACUGAUUAUGAUUAUAAGAAUGAUGGUUUUGUUGGUGCCUCUUUCAAUGAUGACGCCAACAAGAGGAAAUUGGCAUACAGACAUCGUAUCAUUGCUCAGAAGUAUAAAGAGGGAUUGCGUAGUGUUUUUGGUGAAAAGAUGAUAAAAUCGUGGGACAAUCUUUAUCAGGAGACCGAUGAUUUUACAGACAAAUGGUUGUCUUCAGCCAAGGCUUGUGUGGCGGAAUGUGCAAGUGGAAACAAAGAUUCCAUUCCGGAUGGCAUCUCAGAUUCCACAAGUUCAAGAAUUGAAAAUGUGAAUGUUAUUGUAACUUCUGGCUCAUUAAUCCCAAGCCUUGUCAAAUGCUUGCUAUUUCGGCUUGAUGACUUAUUUUCGUAUGACAAUGUUUACAGCUCAUGGGAAGUAGGGAAGUACAAAUGUUUUUCAUUGAUAAAAGAACGAUUCAAUGGACCAAACGUGCAGUUUUGUGCGAUUGGAGACGGAUGGGAAGAAUGUGAAGCCGCCGAAAACAUGCAAUGGCCGUUUGUGCAAAUUGACCCGGGGCCCGUUAGUACCUCUCAUCGUUUUCCAGGGCUCACUUUUGAGACUUUGGGACACUAUAUUGGUGUUAUUUAUGGUGAUGAUGAUGAUGAUGAUGAUGAUGAUGAUGAUGAAUAAAAAGAAUGAAAACUGCAUGAAAUAGAAACUCCUGUGAUCGGAAAUUGUGUGAUUUUUCUUUUAAAAUUUUUUUAGGGUUUGGGGGUUCUGAUGUCAACUGUUGCAACCCUCCCGCCCAACCCGUA